GCUAGUGAUUCAAUGGGUAUCCUAUCAAGUGCACCUUAUCCCUACUUCUGUCAAGCUUCUUUUAAAGUCCGUGGCGAUGAAGAAGGUCGUGGUAGUCACCGGAGCCAGCAGAUAUCAGCUUAUAGAAGGCAAAAAUUAUGUGAUACUGUGAUGGGCUCAACAAAUAUAACUCUACUGGAGAGAUGUCAAAUAGGCUGCCACAUGUAGUCCACAGCACUUCUAGCGGCAUCGGCUUGGCCUUCUGUGAGCGGCUGCUCUCUGAAGACGAUGACCUUCAUCUGUGUUUAGCAUGCAGGAACCUGGAGAAGGCCGAGGCUGCCCGAAUCUCUCUGCUGUCUUCACACCCAACGGCUGAGAUCACACUGCUCCAGAUCGAUGUCGCCAACCUGCAGUCUGUGUUUCAGGCCUCCCAAGAACUCAAGCAAAGGUUUGACCGUCUAGACUACCUCUAUGUGAAUGCUGGGAUUAUGCCAAACCCACGGUUGAAUUUAAAAGCACUUUUUUUUGGCCUCUUUUCAAGAAAAGUAUUUCAUAUGUUCUCCACAGCUGAUGGCCUGUUGACCCAGGAUGACAGAGUCACUGCAGAUGGACUGCAGGAAGUGUUUGAAACCAAUGUUUUCGGCCACUUUGUUCUGAUUCGGGAGCUGGAACCUCUGCUUUGUCGCCCUGACAUCCCAUCUCAGAUCAUCUGGACAUCUUCUAGCAAUGCAAAGAAAACUAAUUUUAGCCUUGAAGAUUUCCAGCAUGCCAAAGGCCAUGAACCUUACAGCUCUUCUAAAUAUGCUACUGACCUUCUGAGUCUGGCUUUGAACAGGAACUUUAACCAGCAGGGCCUGUACUCCAGUGUAAUAUGUCCAGGAACUGUGCUGACCAAUUUGACUUAUGGAAUUCUGCCACCUUUCAUCUGGACACUCUUGACUCCAAUCACAUUUUUGCUGCGCUUUUUUGUAAAUUCUUUAACAAUCACACCCUACAAUGGAGCAGAAGCUUUGUUAUGGAUUUUCCAACAAAAGCCUGAGUUUCUGAAUCCCUUGACCAAAUAUCAUAGUGCUACCACAGGUCUUGGCAACAAUUAUGUGAACCCUCAGAAGAUGGAUCUGGAUGAAGAAACUGCUGAAAAGUUUUACCAAAACUUGCUGGACCUGGAAAAGCACUUUGGGGCCAUCAGAGCCAAGUCACUGGAUAGCAGGAGUCAAAAAUGAACUUAGUUAAACAUUAAAUGCUUUCAUUCUGAGGGCUUCUGCUUCCAUUCAGUUGGGUAGACCCCAUUUAUAGAACAACCAGAACAUUCUUGUCUCUCUCCCUGAUGUGUGUAUCUUUCUGUGUGUGUGUGUGUGUGUAUACGUGGUAUACUAUAAAAGAGGGAAAUAACUCAUUUCUUAAAUGUCCAGAUAGAAACAACUCUGUUGCCAUUUCUCAUUACUUCUGGUCAUUGAUUUUGAGAGUUGGACUCUUUUAUAUUUCAUCUUCAAAUAUUCCAUAUUCCAUAUGGACAUUUUAUAUAAGGACUCUGUGCCUUAUUUCUCCCUCCAUAACAUAUUUAAACUAUGUAUUAUCACAUCUUUUAGAAGGGAAAGGGUGUUUUGUGAUUUAAAAUUAAAACCCUUCAUUUGGCGAGUUAAAUUACUCCAUAAGUGAAAAUUAGCAUCAAAGCAAGCGUUAGUGGGCAGACCUUCUCUCUCUUUUGUAGGGAGUGGACAUACUGUCUAUUUGUCUUGCCUGGUCUAGAAACACCGUGGUCCCUCAUAACCCCAAUCCCAGUGCUGAUCGCCAUGGAGGCUUUAAGAUGUUCUGUUUAUCUUGGGGCAGUUCAUCCUUCCUUCCUUGGAAAGCUCCUGAGGGCCUGGUAUGUUGGUCCAGACUUGGCUCAGGCUUCUGAUUGCCAUUUGUCCUUCUGUGGCCCAGAGACCCUAAACUCAAGCAAUCCUUCAGCCCCUAAGUCCAUCCCUCUCAAAAAAGGAAAGGGCAUUAACACUAUAAAACCCAAGAGCAUGAUAGAGUUCUGGAUUCCUCCAACAAUAGUAUUAACAUUGCCUUCCUGAGCAAAAUCACUUGGCUUAUGAAUCUGAUUCUCCACUAGGAAAAGAAGAGGGAUCUUAUCUUCCCCUCUUUGGAGGCUUCAUGACCCUCCAGUGCAUUAAUAUGUUCAAAAUAAAAUCAACUUGUUUGGGUAUGAGUUAUGCUUCCUGGGAUGAUCAAAAUAAAAUUUUCACAUGAAGUUAAUAGGUCAGAACAUUGUGGUCCAGUUUACUGCAAAGCAAAGACUAUUGGUAGAUAUAAAUUGCAAUUCAAGGACAGCUUAUUUUGGGGAUGAAAAAUGAUGGUCCUCAACUAUUAAAAAAUAGCAUAACAACUGCUUUUUGAACAUAUAUAAUGUUUUUUUUAAAGGCAAAUCAAAAAUACUUUUUUGGGGGAUUACAUUUUGAAUUUUGAGUUGUCUCCCUUCCUCCCAAACCUGAAAUGGAGAAGGGCAACAUUCAUUACAGAUUUAUAUGUGGAAUGAUCUAAUGCAUCAUCUAUAAUCUCUUAAGAAUUUAUUUUAUCCUGUUUAGCACUCAGAAGCUUGAAGACUUAUGGGACCUACUUCUUCUCAUGUUUAAAGUGGUAGUCUUUAUUCUUUAUUCAUCUGAGAGGCAAUAUAGCAUAGAAAAGAAAAAUAGUAGAUUCAGAAUCAGAACACCUUGGUGGGAAUUUGGGCCCUGCCUCUAGCUGUAUCACCUCAGGAAAUCUUUUUACUUCUGAGACUUGCUUUCCUCCUGUAGUAAACAGAGAUAUGGUUACUUUUCCCAGUCUGUUCUGGGGCUGUUGAAUUUUUUGAACCGAAAUUUGGUACUUGACAUUUUUCCUUAUUAAAUUUCAAAGGGAGUAGUUAGGACAGAGAGGGAUUUAAUGGUCACUUUUGGCCUUUAUUCCCUGUCAAGAUCCUAGGUGCCUACGGCAGUCCAUGAGUCUCAGGGGGGAGACCUAGAACAUCAUCUUUAACUUUUUGCACCUUUUUUUUCAUACACCCAGGAUAUAAACUGCAUUUUGAAGUAACCACACUGGUCCCUUAGAGUGACUGGCCAAGAUUUAAAAAUGGACCUCACUUAUUCUGGGACCAGAAUUUGAGUGGUUCUCCUUUCUGCUUAAGAAGACUUACUAGCUUUGUAACAACUUUAUGAACAGAAGCCAAGGGUCUUGAAACAUUUUCACUUAUCUUAUGGAAAUUUACAGCCCCUUGGGUAUGGAAAAAAACAGAGUCCAAAGCAACCUUCCCUCCUUGCAAGGUUGGAAAAAUACAAACCUCAGAGUGUCAGCCUAAAUACAGUUAUAUGUUAUGGAGUGACUUUUAUUUUCAAAAAAGCAUUAAAAAUAAAGUAA
Messenger RNA from Sarcophilus harrisii (Tasmanian devil), 3360 nucleotides. RefSeq names its product hydroxysteroid 17-beta dehydrogenase 7 (gene HSD17B7). Gene Ontology annotation, molecular function: 5-alpha-androstane-3-beta,17-beta-diol dehydrogenase (NADP+) activity; 3-beta-hydroxysteroid 3-dehydrogenase (NADP+) activity; estradiol 17-beta-dehydrogenase [NAD(P)+] activity. The transcript is spliced from 10 exons. Lineage: Eukaryota; Metazoa; Chordata; Mammalia; Dasyuromorphia; Dasyuridae. Gene Ontology annotation, cellular component: endoplasmic reticulum membrane. The record is from RefSeq and is a predicted model, not a curated record. Gene Ontology annotation, biological process: cholesterol biosynthetic process. Bases 183 to 1202 code for a protein of 339 amino acids.